AGUGCUUUGAACUUGUGUAAUGCGCUGGAUGUCCAGCAGGAGGUGGUGUUUGUACACUUUGGAGACUGAACAGCAGAAAGCCACACCAGAAGAAGAAGAAGAAGCACAGAGAAAUCAGCCCCAGUGGUCUGACGCAGUUAGUAUCUGUACGCAUCGCCCUGUAACUGUAACGGACUUUGGAUGCCGCUAAUAGGACCACCCCAUCGUACGAAGUCGGCGUUUUAAAUGCAGAAACCAGCAUUUAGAACAGUCUCCUGCUGCGGGUUUCCGGAUCAAAGCUCUAUACUGUUUUUAAAGGGAAUGACUCGACCGUCGUUAGCUUUUUCGAAGAUGAAUUGCUACUGAAAACAAACGGUUUUGUGUACCUAGUUACAAGUAUUUAUUGACAUGGCGAGCGGUGCCGUAAAUAAGUUUGUAGAGAUUUGUAAGUAUCUCCAGGAUCCCAUCCAUGUCGCCAGGUUUCAACGUUUCUGCGGCGUUAAAGGGACGUUUCCGGAGAAAUGGACCCAGCCGGUCAGCGGGCAGCCGGACCCGGACUGUCCGGGGCUCAGGAAGAGGGUCCAACAGAGCUCGAAUGAAGGCGUAGGGAACGGAGAUGCCGGCGUACCCCAGGUUAACGGGAAGCAAGAGGAUGACACGGUCAGGCCCGACGGUCCAGCAGCGGUAGAGAUCGUCAGAGCGAAGCCCCUCCGGAGAAACUCCCUGACCGGGGAUGUGGGUCAGGAGUUCCUGAUCCACAACAGGUUCCUCUUCUACCUGUUCACGUUCGGGACCGAGCUGGGCAACGAGAUGUUCUUCAUCGUCUUCUUCCCCUUCCUCUUCUGGAACAUCGACGCUCUGGUCAGCCGGAGGCUCAUCGUGGUCUGGGCCUGGAACCUGUUCGUGGGACAGUCCACCAAGGACAUGGUGCGCUGGUCCCGGCCGGCGUCUCCCCCCGUGGUCAAGGUGGAGGUCUUCUACAACUCCGAGUACAGCAUGCCCUCCACGCACGCCAUGACGGGGACAGCCAUCCCUUUCUGUCUCUUCAUGCUGACCUAUGGACGGUGGCAGUACCCUUUCCUGUUUGGCUUUGGUGUGGCUCUCAGCUGGAGCGUCCUGGUCUGCGUGAGCCGAGUCUACAUGGGCAUGCACUCAGUUCUGGAAGUAAUCACCGGCUUCCUGUACAGCCUUCUGGUUCUCGCCUUCUUCCAGCCGAUCUUGGACAAGAUCGACAACUACUACAUGACGGACCACUACGCUCCUCUCGUCAUUAUCAUGUCGCAUGUGAGCCUGGGACUCGUAGCUUUCUCUCUGGAUUCGUGGAGCACCUCUCGUGGCGACACCGCUCAGGGUCUUGGAACCGGGGCCGGCGCAGCUCUGGCUUCACAUGUGAACUAUCAGCUGGGGCUGCUGCAGGAUCCACCGCUGUCCUCACUGCCUCUAACUCUACCACCAGUCACGACUGGCCUGGUGUUACGCUCCCUGCUGCGCUUCGCCAUCGGGGUCGCCGUCCUCCUUGCCACGAGAAUGGUCAUGAAAGCAGUGACUGUCCCGUUCUUGUGCCGACUUUUCGGCCUACCCUCGGAUGAUGUGAGACAGGCGAGGCAGCAGAUGAAAGUAGAGCUGCCGUACCGUUACAUCGUCUAUAGUGUGGUUGGUUUUAGUUGCGUCUGCUUUGUGCCUAUCCUCUUCUGGAUCUUAAACCUUGACUGAGUAUUGUCUGCAAACUGUUAGGACAUUUUGAUGGACGAUGGCAUUUGGAAACAAACUGCGUGUUUUGACAGAACACAGCUUGUUUUUGGGCUACAGAAGCUUAGUUAAAGGGUAUUUGGGUCAAUAAAUCUGACCAGAAAACUAUGAAAGGAAUUGGGUUUAUAUUAAGUGCUGUCUCUGCCAAAGAAAAUCUAAAAAACACAUUAAUAAACCCAACAAUAACUCAUUAAAAAACAUUUAUUUUUAGUCCCAGGAAACAAUAUGUAUGUAUAUUGGGCCCAUUGAUGCACUAGUUUUAUUUUUUAAAGAUGUACCAAUCAUUAUUUUUCAGUAAAAGUAGUGCAUCCUAAAUUAAACAGGAAAAACUUACUUUAUUCAUGAAAUUAACCAAACGUUGACCAAUCCCAAUGUUUUCGGGUUUUCCGGAGAACUAAAUGCAAUUUAAAAGUAUAGAAGAAAUAUUCUGCGGGUAAUUUUUUAGAAGUUGAAGUUUUGAUGAAGGGAUUACAUGAUUAUCAGUGCAUCAAAGAAAAUGUCCACAGCGGUUGACUGAAUUUUAUCUGUUGAAAUGUUUGCAGCCUGAAUAUGAUAGAAGUUCCUUGUUUUGAUGCAGUUAAUGAAUGGAAAACGGUGAUCGUUUUCAUUGUCUGACCUUUCGGGCUCCCCUUAGAAACGAUCAAAGGAAAAUAAGCCGAUUCGGAUCUGUGGCCGAUUGUUCGGUGCAUCUUUACUCAUAAUGCCUCAUAAAGCAUAAUAAAAAAUAAAAUAAAAAACAUAGUUCUCUCCACAAAUAUUGACAAACAUUGCCCUCUUGUCUUUUGAAGAAUAGCUAAAAGAAGUGGGCUUUCAUGGCAGUAAAUGUAGAUAAGACAGAAUAAUUCUUACUAACUUUAAAUGUCUGGGCAAAAAAAACAUUCAGUUUGAAACAAUGGUUAAAAUCUAUUGCUACUUAUUAAUAUCGUCAGCCUCUGUCUUUUAGUUUUACUGAUUAUAAUAUAAUAAAAAAAAAAAAAAAAACCUUCGCUCAGAUUUUUCUUUUAAAAAUCUACCUGUCAAGAGAUUUAGGUUUCAACUGGACCUUUGCAAAUAUAACGUGUCAGAUGUACUGUAAUGGUUUUCAGUUCACCACUGAAGAACCUGGUUAACAUUUCCACAAUUUGUUCAAAUAUACAACCGUGUUCUUUAAGGAAAGUUUCAGAUUUUCUAAAUAAUUUAAACCACAGAUCAGUGGAGAUCUCUGCAGAUCUCACGCUGCAGUAUUUCAGCUGAGUUUUACAGUAUUUUGAAAGUGCUCAUGCAUCAAGGAAGUUCAUCGGUUUUUGACUUGUAACAAAGUUUUUUGUGCCGUCGCUUGUUUUCUGAGUUAUCCUGUUCAUUGUUUUCUUGUAGACAUUCUUUUCAGUAUUUCUACUGUCUGUUUAGCCCAAAUAUAAGUGCAUUCAAAAAUAAUAGUUUGAAGAAAUAAUUAAAAAAACAUAUUUUUUGAUAAAUUACCUGCAUUUUCUGCUCUAGAAACAAAUUAUCUGUAAAGUGGUCUCUUAUUGUUUUGCUUUCUAAAAGCAUUUCAGCUCACCUUUGUAUACAUUAAUAUAUGAAAACCUUUAUUGUACAACUUUUGCCAUUGAUAUAACUGUUUGUAAUUUGAUGUUCUGUUCUAAAAUAGGUUCAUUCUGGUAUUAAAGCCAGUAUAUUAAUUUCCAUGUAUGGAUAUUUUUCCACCAUCAGUUCUCUUAUUUUGUUUGCUAGGUUAGUGCACAUUAAAAACUUGAAGAAAAAAAAA
Molecule: messenger RNA, 3472 nt
Organism: Girardinichthys multiradiatus
Lineage: Eukaryota; Metazoa; Chordata; Actinopteri; Cyprinodontiformes; Goodeidae
Product: sphingosine-1-phosphate phosphatase 1-like
Exons: 3
Coding region: 388-1692 (434 amino acids)
Biological process (GO): phospholipid dephosphorylation; sphingosine metabolic process
Cellular component (GO): endoplasmic reticulum membrane
Molecular function (GO): sphingosine-1-phosphate phosphatase activity
Source: RefSeq, a predicted model, not a curated record